Durusdinium trenchii is the source of this 2013-nucleotide messenger RNA. The record is from the annotation of a GenBank genome assembly. NCBI's taxonomy places the organism in Eukaryota, Dinophyceae, Suessiales, Symbiodiniaceae.
AUGUUUGCUCCAGAUUUGCAUAUUUCUACCCCAGAGGUCCUGCUUUGUCCAGCCUUGGAUGCCAAGAAAGGCUCCGACCCCUUGGUGCUUCGAAGGCCCGCCUCCCCAGCCACGGAGUCGACCCGGAAGCCUUUUCCGCCGAUGAGUCGGCUCACCUGGCGAUCGCCGGGCACGGCCAGCAUUUGUGGAGGCUUCGGCCGCGAGCCGAACCGCGAGCUUCACCCGGACAAGUGGUCUGCCUGGUACAGCAGCAAAUUUGACUCAGUGAGCAAAAAAGAAUUUACAGUUUGCGAGUGUGAGCAGAAAAAGAUCUUUAGUCAUAAAGAUCCCCACUGUGAGCUCAACAAGUUCGAUGAUAUGAUGAACUACUUGCAGCAGAAGGAUCGCCGCUUCGGGCAGCUGGUCGUGGUGGAUGAAGCGUUUGAAGUGCUGAACCGCGCUUGGUGCAUCGCUGAGAUCAUGGAAGGGAAUUCCUUGCAUGAAGAGAGCAAAUCCUGCAGUCAGUUUCAAAUGCGCGUGAACGUCUUCUCACGGAACUCGGUGGACUUGCACUAUGACAAUCUGGCUGUUCUGGACGUGACCAAGUGCGACGCCACUAGCGAGGAAGACAAGCAGUUCAUCCUCUCCAAAGUCAGCGGGCGAGAAGAGGCCUUCAAUCUGAAGCUCCAGGACCUGAUCUUCGGCUGCCAAGGUCUCUUCAAUCCGUGGAUCGACGUGAAGGAGCGCACCCGGCGCGUGGGCCUCAUUUGGCGUCGCUGCGCCGCGUCCACGCUCACUGGAGAGGCAGCGCGCGAAGCCUUUAGCCAGCGGCGGCCAACCUUGAGAACGAUGUGGUCCAAUUUGCGCGAUGAGGCGACUGAUGGCAUCAAGGAAAGUGCUCUUGAUAAGGCUAUUUGCCGUUACGCCAUCUUCCACAUGGGUGAAGGUCGCCGGGCUCCCACCAAGACGUCGAAGAAUUAUGGGAAAUGGACGUCGCGUCGAAGGAAGAUGGACAUUGCGGAGGACAUCGGGUCUUCCAAAGGUUUCAGCGGGAAAGAUCGCGCUGUGCCUAAAACCGAAGCAUCACACCAGAUCCACGCACCGGAAGCACCGCGAAUGGCGAACAAGCGCACGCGGAGUCCAGAGGAGGUGCCAAAGCUGCAGCUCUCGGUCGUCGGGUUGGAUGGCUCUGACUUUGAGCUGCGCGUGGAUCGAGAAGCCUUAGGUCUGGAGCUUCUGGAGCUGGUCCAGCAGCGUGUGGGUCGGCGCUCCGGGCAGCUGAAACUCUACUGCGGAGCCCAGGAGCUUCUGCUCUCUGAGCCGUUGCACCGGCAUUUGGCAGAUGGUGCUGUGGUCAGCUAUGUCUUCCACAAGGUGAAUCUGUGGGGAGCCUGGCAGAGCUUGAUGAAGGAGCGGGAACCCCGGAGAGAGGCGGCGCAGCUUUUCCAGAUGAUUCACCACAUCCAGCCGCAGAUGCCGCCGGGGCAAGCACCUGAUGAGGCUGAAGGUCCACGGGAGAUGUGCUUGAAGAGUGCCGAUGUGCCGCUGCCUCGGAGCCUUGAGAUCUUGCAGCUCAACAUUCAUAGGUGGAACUUCUACCAGCCCGACAUGGCCCUACAAUUGGACCUCGCGCACACCCGGAUCCACACCUUGGUCUUCGGCGACGACUUCGACACGAAGCUCGAUGAGAUCGUUUUGCCGUGCACCUUGAGGAAAUUGCAGUUCGGGGCCCACUUCAAUCGCAGCUUGAAGAACGUGCAGAUACCCAGCAGUUUGGAGGAGCUGAUCUUCGGACAUAACUUCAAUCAGAGCAUGAAAGGCGUGAAUUUGGGCGAGAAUUUGAAGACCUUGGUCUUCGGAAGGAUGUUCAAUAUGAGCAUGAGAAGCUGGAAGAUCCCUCACAGUGUGCGACACUUGACCUUGGGAGAAACCUACAAUCAUAUCUUGAAGGGCGUGAAGUUUCCGGAGCUCGAGAGCUUCACCUUCUGCGGGACCUUUAAAGAGAAGGUGGCAGAGGCCGAACAUCGCCGCUGA